Messenger RNA from Pezoporus occidentalis (night parrot), 2412 nucleotides. It is a transcript of the gene DLST, whose product is annotated as dihydrolipoamide S-succinyltransferase. The transcript is spliced from 15 exons. Gene Ontology annotation, cellular component: oxoglutarate dehydrogenase complex; mitochondrion. Gene Ontology annotation, biological process: tricarboxylic acid cycle. NCBI's taxonomy places the organism in Eukaryota, Metazoa, Chordata, Aves, Psittaciformes, Psittacidae. The record is from RefSeq and is a predicted model, not a curated record. Bases 348 to 1688 code for a protein of 446 amino acids. Gene Ontology annotation, molecular function: dihydrolipoyllysine-residue succinyltransferase activity.
UGCCCAGAACCGCUGCUCUCGGGCUCCGCCGUCGCCGCCUGUCGCUGCUUGCUGAUUUAAUUCUGUGCUCGGUUUUCGAAGCAGGCGUUGAACCGAUGCAGUGGCAGUAACCUGUGCUGGUGGAAGCUUGGGCUUGCAGAGUCUAACGGCCAGAGUCUGCUACUCACAUCAGCACCGGCGCUCCUACCGUUUCCUGACUGUUGGUCACAUCUUCCAUCUAAAUACUAAACAUACAUAGCUCUAUGUAGAUACGUGUGUAAACGCAUGCAUAUGCAUACGUACAUCCACCUACCUACAGGAGGAAGAAUGUUACUUGUCCUCCAGCUGACCAGCUGAAGCCUUACAACAUGAGAUUUCAUUUUGCCCAUUGUGUAAAUGGGAGCUGCACUCUGGCAAGAUGCUCUCUGUCUGGUGUGGCUGGGAGCCAGGGACUGGCUUACACGAACAGCAGGAAGCUUGUAGUAAAUAGCUCCAGUGUCUUCACUGUCCGUUACUUCAGAACCACUGCAGUACAUAGGGAUGAUGUGGUUACAGUGAACACACCAGCCUUUGCAGAGUCAGUCACAGAAGGAGAUGUCAGGUGGGAGAAAGCUGUUGGAGACACAGUGGCAGAAGAUGAAGUGGUAUGUGAAAUUGAAACAGACAAGACAUCAGUGCAAGUUCCAGCUCCAGCAGCUGGUGUGAUUGAAGCCCUUCUGGUACCUGAUGGUGGCAAAGUGGAAGGGGGGACACCUCUGUUCAAACUCAGGAAAACUGGAGCUGCUCCUGCCAAGGCCAAACCAGCAGCAGCCCCUCCUCCUCCUGCAGCCCCUGAACCUGUAGCUACAGCUGCUCCUCCUCCUGCUGCAGCACCAGUUCCCACUACAAUGCCACCAGUGCCGCCUACACCAGCUCAGCCCAUCGACAGCAAACCAGUGUCUGCGGUGAAGCCGGCUGCCCCUGCGGCAGCCCCUUCUGGGGAGGCAGCGCCCAGCAAAGGUGCCAGAUCAGAGCAUAGGGUGAAAAUGAACAGGAUGCGCCAGCGUAUCGCUCAGCGGCUGAAGGAGGCUCAGAAUACUUGUGCCAUGCUGACCACUUUCAAUGAGAUUGAUAUGAGCAACAUCCGGGAGAUGAGAGCUAUACACAGGGAUCCCUUCCUGAAAAAGCACAACCUGAAGCUAGGUUUCAUGUCAGCUUUUGUGAAAGCUGCAGCUUUUGCUCUGCAGGACCAGCCCAUUGUGAAUGCAGUGAUUGAUGACACAACCAAAGAGAUUGUGUACAGGGACUAUGUGGACAUUAGUGUUGCUGUAGCAACUCCCCGGGGUCUUGUGGUCCCUGUUGUUAGGAAUGUAGAAAACAUGAACUAUGCUGACAUUGAGCGUGCCAUCUACGAGCUGGGGGAGAAGGCACGGAAGAACGAACUGGCCAUUGAAGACAUGGAUGGUGGCACUUUCACAAUCAGCAACGGAGGGGUUUUUGGGUCACUCUUUGGGACACCUAUCAUUAACCCACCCCAGUCUGCCAUAUUAGGCAUGCAUGCCAUCUUUGACAGGCCUGUGGCUGUGGGAGGCAAGAUCGAGGUGCGGCCCAUGAUGUACGUGGCGCUGACGUAUGAUCACCGGCUCAUUGAUGGCAGAGAGGCAGUGACUUUCCUGCGCAAGAUCAAGGCAGCGGUGGAGGAUCCCCGCGUGCUGCUGCUCGACCUGUAGAGCAGCCUCACCCCCACGCAACUCACCCAGGGCAGGGCCGCAGCACCAGCAGGGCCAAUGCAGGGCAUUCAGGAACUGGCAGGGGUCAUUCCAGUCUCCCUCCCUCCGCUGUGAUUGGAGCUGCCCCAGAGGGAAUUGUGGGGAUAGCUCCUACCUCCUUUCCUAUUUUGUUUAGCAAAGGUUCAUUUUCUCAUGAGGGUUGCUAUGCAGUGGGCCGACCGCUGUUUGGCACUGCCUUUCCAGAGCUGUCUGUGUGGCUUCCUCUCCCUCACAGCACCAAACUCUCACCUCUGGCUUGUCCUGUACCACUGGAAACUGCUUGCUGCUGCUGUGCUAGGGUACCCUUCCCUGCCACCCCAACGUGGGUUCAGCUGUAUUUCCUAGCACUGAGGUUCCUGGGGGGGAGAGGAGAGGAAAGGCUGAUCUUAUGUCCCUGUUUUGCUUUAAAAUAUUUCACACUCAUCUGUCUUGCAAGGGCAGUCUGGGGACCUGCAGGCUGCUGCUUGCAGCAGAGAGUUUGAUCAGAGCUGGGCUUGAGGUAGGUGUCUUGCCUCUGGCAGUGCCCUCUGCAGACAGGCACGCAGUGGUGGCAGCUCCCGUUUUCCCUUGGAGAUUGAUUGUCUCUCUCCAGCCCAGUCACUGUGGCGUGAAUGUUCAUGUCCAGGUGGGCAGAGCCCAUGACCUCUGUGGAGGUAGCACUGUUCCCUGCGGGGGGACAACACUU